This is a messenger RNA of Olea europaea var. sylvestris, 3071 nucleotides long. Its product is annotated as somatic embryogenesis receptor kinase 2-like. The coding region runs from base 882 to 2768 and encodes 628 amino acids. The record is from RefSeq and is a predicted model, not a curated record. Gene Ontology annotation, biological process: protein phosphorylation. Lineage: Eukaryota; Viridiplantae; Streptophyta; Magnoliopsida; Lamiales; Oleaceae. The transcript has 11 exons. Gene Ontology annotation, molecular function: protein binding; protein kinase activity; ATP binding.
GGCGAAAGAGCGCCAAACCGUUUGGAGUAAGGCUACGGACAGCUGGACGCCUCCACCGUUCAGAAAGAGCCCCUGCACUGCAUCAAGCACGCACACGCCCAAAAAGAAAAUAAAUUAUAAUUAUCUCACACACACUCACGCAGAAGUAACGCAAAAAGAUUUCUAGAGAGAGGAAAAGUAAAGUACAGUGCAGAGGUGAAAAGUUUACAGAGAGCCAUAAAGAGUUCUCAACAAAAUACUGCAGAAGUUUCAACUGCAAAAGUUUCAAGCAAAUAGCAAAGUUUUUCACGAAAAAAGUAUAGAUUUCCUUUUCAAAAGGAAAUUAUUUUGUUAGGUGUCUGAGUUUUGGAAUUGGAUCAUUUUUCUUGAUGUUGAAUGUUGGAGUUUUCUUGAGAGAAUAGGGGAUAAUUUCUUCUGGGGUUUCCUUUAAAUAUAGCCACAAGUGCAAAUUUUUUAUUAAACAUUCAAGAAAAUAGCAAAUUUAAAAAAAAAAAAUAUUAAAGAUUUCCUUUUUAUUACUUAUUGGAUUAUUUUGUUGGUGGGUCUGAGUUUUUGGAUGGGAUCAUUUCAUUGAGGUGGAAUGUAAGGUUUUCUUUUUAACAUACAAUGAAAUAGCGAAAAUUUUCACAAGAUUAGAAAAGAAUUCAAUUUUAUUACUUCAUUGGAAUUUUUUGCUGGUGGGUCUGAAUUUUGGGAUGGGAUCAUUUUCUAUAAGUGGAAUGUUGGAGUUAUUUGCCAUAACUUUUUGUGGGGUUUUUCUCUAAAUGUCCCCAUUAAGUGUAUUUUCUUUAUGUAGAAAAGUUGCAUUUUCUAAUUAGCUGGUGAGUUUAUGUAGUUAAUCACACACACAUAUAUACAGUGUUUUGUAUGUAUAUGUGUUGAUGAAGAAGAUGAUGGAAAGAGAGGUCAUCACACCUCUGUUGGUGGUGUUAAUACUCGUGGUUUAUCCCUUCAGGUUCAUUUAUGCUAAUAUGGAAGGUGAUGCAUUACAUACCCUUAGGGUAAACUUAGAAGAUCCUAACAAUGUUUUACAGAGUUGGGAUCCCACUCUUGUCAACCCUUGCACAUGGUUUCAUGUCACUUGCAACAACGAUAACAGUGUAAUAAGAGUUGAUCUUGGGAAUGCUGCUUUAUCUGGACAACUGGUCCCACAACUUGGCCUGUUGAAGAAUUUGCAGUACCUGGAGCUGUACAGUAAUAACUUAAGUGGGCCAAUACCCACUGAUCUUGGUAAUCUGACUAAUUUGGUGAGCUUGGAUCUGUACUUGAACAGUUUCACUGGUCCCAUUCCGGUGACUUUGGGCAAGCUAUCGAAGUUACGCUUCCUUCGGCUAAAUAACAACAGCUUGACAGGCGCCAUCCCCAUGUCAUUGACUAAUAUCUCAACGCUACAAGUGCUGGAUUUGUCAAACAAUCAACUUUCAGGUGCUGUUCCAGAUAAUGGCUCGUUUUCUCUAUUCACCCCAAUCAGUUUUGCGAAUAACUUGGAUCUAUGUGGUCCUGUCACUGCACGUCCUUGCCCUGGAUCUCCUCCAUUCUCUCCACCCCCUCCAUUUGUCCCACCACCCCCAAUAUCUUUACCAGGAGGAAAUAGUGCAACUGGAGCCAUUGCUGGUGGAGUUGCUGCUGGUGCUGCUCUUCUCUUUGCAGCCCCUGCCAUUGCAUUUGCAUGGUGGCGUCGAAGAAAACCACAGGAAUAUUUCUUUGAUGUACCAGCUGAAGAGGACCCUGAAGUCCACUUGGGGCAACUUAAAAGGUUCUCUCUUCGAGAAUUGCAAGUUGCUACGGAUAGUUUUAGUAAUAAAAACAUUCUGGGAAGAGGCGGCUUUGGGAAGGUUUAUAAAGGACGAUUAGCAGAUGGUACACUGGUGGCUGUCAAAAGACUUAAGGAGGAGCGGACACCGGGUGGGGAGCUUCAAUUUCAAACAGAAGUAGAGAUGAUCAGCAUGGCAGUUCAUCGUAAUCUCCUUAGACUGCGUGGCUUUUGCAUGACUCCAACUGAACGUCUACUUGUUUAUCCAUAUAUGGCUAAUGGAAGUGUCGCAUCAUGUUUAAGAGAACGUCCACCAAAUGAACCGCCACUUGAUUGGCCGACACGGAAGUGCAUUGCUUUAGGAUCUGCCAGAGGAUUAUCAUAUUUGCAUGAUCACUGUGAUCCAAAGAUCAUUCAUCGUGAUGUGAAGGCUGCAAAUAUAUUGCUUGAUGAAGAGUUUGAGGCUGUUGUUGGGGAUUUUGGUUUGGCUAAACUUAUGGAUUAUAAGGAUACGCAUGUUACUACUGCUGUGCGUGGAACCAUUGGACACAUAGCUCCUGAGUACUUGUCCACUGGAAAAUCUUCUGAGAAAACGGAUGUUUUUGGAUAUGGAAUUAUGCUUCUUGAACUAAUAACAGGGCAGAGGGCAUUUGAUCUAGCUCGCCUUGCAAAUGAUGAUGAUGUCAUGCUACUUGAUUGGGUGAAAGGGCUUCUAAAAGAGAAGAAAUUGGAAAUGCUGGUUGAUCCUGAUUUGCAGAAGAAAUAUGUUGAGGCAGAAGUGGAGCAGCUAAUCCAGGUUGCUCUUCUAUGCACACAGAGUUCCCCGAUGGACCGGCCCAAGAUGUCAGAAGUGGUGCGAAUGCUAGAAGGGGAUGGCUUGGCUGAGAAGUGGGACGAAUGGCAAAAAGUGGAAGUUCUCCGCCAGGAGGUGGAACUAAUUCCACAUUCUAGUUCCGAUUGGAUAGUUGAUUCCACCGAAAAUUUACAUGCCAUUGAGUUAUCCGGUCCAAGAUGAAGAUGACCUCAAGAAAAACAAGUCAAGAAAAUUUGCUAGGUUUCCUUCUUUCGCCUUUUCUUUUUCUAUUAAAUUACUCACACCCUGUUGUUAAUUCUAACAAAAUUAACCCCAUUUGGGUCUGCUGGGAACCCACGGCGAACUAUACUCUGUUAUGUUUGUGCAUAUGAUUUUGAAAUGUCAAGGCAUGUUUACAUACAAAUCCUUGUGAAGUUGAAUGCUAGCUUGGAAAGUUAUACUGUUAGAUUGUGUUGUACGCUGCAUUUUCUUUUGGCAUUUCCUAGAUUAAGGCUGUUGUUCUCA